CAUAUAGAUUAAUUGCUAAAUCAUAUGUGAUUUAACCGUAGGUUAAUCAACACUUCAUUUUAUAUACAGCCAACAAUUUCUCAAUAACUCAUACGUUGGAGCAAAAUGCAUUUGCUAAGAGGAUUGCAACUGAUGGUCGGGUUUUCUGAGUUGAUCCAUGGCUGCAUUCAGUUUGAUUUCUCAAGAGAGGUGUCUUUCUCAGACAAUGCUCAAGUGAUAGGCACCUACCCAGGAUCUUCUAAAGAUGAACUGUUUGGCAUCUGUGCUUCAAGAUGUACCAAUGACAUUAGGUGUAACGCCAUUGAUAUCUGUUCUGAGAAUCUGAAGUGCAAAUUAAUAAGAGGUUGGACACCUCUUAAAACAGAAAGCAUUUCUGAAGGAGUGUGUGAACGAUUCCAAAUGAAGUGCCAGGAUGGAUAUUUUUUUGACAGACGGAAUGAGUCUUGUAUUCAGCACUAUAUAUGCGACUUCGAGAGCGAUCCAGAAUCAACUUGUUUUCUCUCCGCGAGUCCUUCUUCCAACAUUAUUUGGGCGAGGAAAUCUGGUCCGACAGGAUCCUCUGGCACAGGCCCUACCUCAGCGUACCGUGGACUGUAUUACAAGUACAUUGAAACAUCCUCAGGAGCCAAUGGAGACAAAGCAAUACUGGAGAGUUCAGGGGCAUUUCAAGCUAAAACUUACUGUCUGACGAUGUACUACCACAUGUAUGGGGGCACCAUAAACACUCUCACCAUCAGAACUCAGAAAGUAAACAACGCCGCCAUAGACCGCUGGACUUUGUCUGGUAACCAAGGCGACUUCUGGCACCAUCUGUCCGGGGUCAACCUUCCUUUAGACUCCCAAACAAAAAUUAUCAUAGAAGCUACCAAAGGAUCUAGCUACACCGGGGACAUUGCGAUUGAUUACGUUGAACUCUGGCCAUUUGCGUGUCCGUAGAAAAUAUUGAAAUUAAAACAAAUACUCACAAGAUUCUAGUACAUUGUCAAUUAAGGUUAACAAAAUGUAUUACACAUUUAAUUGUAUUUCGAGACUGACGUGCUUGAACUCUUUGAUUGAUGUUACAGUCAAUUAUUUAUUUAUUUCAUAGAAAAUGAAUUCACAACAAAGCUUAUCAAAAUAAAACAUUGGAAAAGUAUUUCUCAUAUUGAUGUGUUUGGUAGACGCCAUGAGAGGACACAAAUGAAAUAAAAUAAACGUAUAAUCCUAA
This is a messenger RNA of Magallana angulata, 1207 nucleotides long. RefSeq names its product MAM and LDL-receptor class A domain-containing protein 1-like. The coding region runs from base 106 to 936 and encodes 276 amino acids. The record is from RefSeq and is a predicted model, not a curated record. Gene Ontology annotation, cellular component: membrane. Lineage: Eukaryota; Metazoa; Mollusca; Bivalvia; Ostreida; Ostreidae. The transcript is spliced from 6 exons.